AUGCUAACCCCCUUUUCAGAAACGAGUGAUACACAAAAGGAGGAAUAUUCUUCUCUCUCUCAAAAUUAUAAUAAAUAUGAUUUUGCAAAUGUUCCUAAAAAUAGUACAAGUGGUACUAGUCAAUCAGAGUUCGAGCAUAGUGAUGUAAAAAAAUGGUUUGUACUUGAAAAUAUAAGGCUCAGAAAUAAAAUACAAAAAAUGAAAUCAAAGCAUGAGAAACGCCAGAAAAUUGCGAACAUUAAAUAUCAGCUCUUGAAAAAUAAACAAAAGGAAUUUCCAAACGAUAAUAUUUAUCAAAAGAUUGAUAAAGUAUUAAGUAAAAAAUUAAAUGAAAAGAAAUUAAAAAAUUCUUACAUACAAACUAACAUAACAUUUCUCAAUCCAUUUUUUGUAAGUUGGGAUACAUAUUUUGAAAGUUGUGAUGCUAUCAAAUUUUCAAGUGAUGGGGAAAUUGAUAUUUUAAAAAAAAAAAGGAUUAAGCAAAAUAUAAGAGGAACUAAUCUAAACAGAAGUAUAAGUAUUAACCCAUUCAGAGUUCCCAUACACAAUAUAGAUAAAAAUAAUAUUAUAUAUAAUUUAUACACUGAUGAUAACAUUAUAUUUAUAAAAGAAACGACAGAAUAUUUCAAUAGAAAAGAAAAAUAUAAUAAUAAAAAUAUUCAUAAAAACGAAAACAAUAUAAAGAACCCCAAACAAAUAAUAAAAAAAAAAAAUUUUAAAUCACAAAGUAUUGCCCCUUCAACUAUUAAUCCUUAUGAUAAUAAAAAGGAAGAGAGUUCAGUAAACAGCAACAGCAGUGAAGAUAUAUGGUUUGAAUGUAGAACCCCCCCCUUAACUGAAUUUAAGUGGUUCGACGAUAAUUCUAUUUAUCUACACCCACCAAAUAAUGGGCAGAAUAAUGACCAAAAUAAUGUGAUAAUAAUACAAGAUAAUAACUAUAUGGAUCAAGACAGGUAUAUUUUUUGCAACAAAAAAAAUAAAUUAAAUAACAAUUGUAAUGAAAGUAGUAUUAGUACCUGCAUGCUAUAUAAAAAUGAAGAUAAAUUUAUUGCAAAGUCAAAUGAAUAUUCCGUAAAGUUUGGGGGGUAUACAAAUGUAGACGUGGAUAUAAAUGGAGAGAAAAAUAAAAAAUAUGAAUCCUCCCAAAUUAAGGAUGUAUAUACUACUUUAAAUGAUAAUAAUUGGAAAAUAUAUGAAAAAUAUAAAUAUUUUGAUAUUCAAAACUAUACUAAUAUGUUUAAUAAUACUCAUACUAGUAAUAAUUAUCCAUAUGAACAAAAAAAAAAAAUUAAAAAUAUACAUUAUCAAAUGAUAACAGACAGUUUUAAUUAUUUAGAAAAUAAUUUUUUUAAUGCCAUGAAUAAAAUUUUUGUUAAGGAUAAAUUUUUUCAAGAAUUGAAAAUUGACUGUUGUGAUAAAAAAGAUAAUGUAUAUUGUAGAGAAAAAAAUGAUAUUGAAAAGUUAAAUAAAAAUAAAAGAAAAAUGGAUAAAAAUCAAAAUUUUAAAGGCAAUAAAUUGAGAGAGAACAUAAACCUGACUAAGACAAGUAAAACUUGCUAUAUGAUUGAUACUGAUAUGUUAGAAAAGGAGCAAAUAAAUAAUAAAUAA
Messenger RNA from Plasmodium berghei ANKA, 1608 nucleotides. RefSeq names its product conserved Plasmodium protein, unknown function. The record is from RefSeq and is a predicted model, not a curated record. The transcript is spliced from 3 exons. Bases 1 to 1608 code for a protein of 535 amino acids. Lineage: Eukaryota; Apicomplexa; Aconoidasida; Haemosporida; Plasmodiidae.